Messenger RNA from Canis lupus familiaris (dog), 2931 nucleotides. It is a transcript of the gene ALDH1B1, whose product is annotated as aldehyde dehydrogenase 1 family member B1. Gene Ontology annotation, molecular function: aldehyde dehydrogenase (NAD+) activity. The record is from RefSeq and is a predicted model, not a curated record. Bases 285 to 1847 code for a protein of 520 amino acids. The transcript is spliced from 2 exons. NCBI's taxonomy places the organism in Eukaryota, Metazoa, Chordata, Mammalia, Carnivora, Canidae.
GCUGGAGGCCGAGGCACGCGUCCCCUCCCCGCAGAAAGGGUGUAACCUUGCUAACAGCCAGUGUUACUGCAGGUCACUUAUUAAUUCACCUCAUUGGAGGGGCCGCUCUUGCCGUUGGUGCCACUCGUACAGGGUGGUCCAGAGCUCUGGUGCUUGGCCGUGGUGGGCACUAGUGCUGGGAACCGGAAGAAAUCGCCCACAGUCAGGAGGAAACAAAACUAGGACUGUGGGAAUCCAGGCUGAGGCUCCUGUUCUUACUUGCUGUGUGUUCUCGAGUCGAGAGCAUGCUGCGCUUCCUGGCGCCCCUGGCGCCCCGGUUGCUUUGCCUCCGUGGCAGGACCGCCCCCUACUCUUCCGCAGCAGCCCUUCCAAGCCCCAUCCUGAACCCGGACAUCCGCUACAACCAGCUGUUCAUCAACAAUGAGUGGCAAGACGCAGCCAGCAAGAAGACCUUCCCGACAGUCAACCCCACCACGGGAGAGGUCAUUGGCCAUGUGGCUGAAGGGGACCGGGCUGACGUGGACCGGGCAGUGAAAGCAGCCCGCGAGGCCUUCCGCCUGGGGUCUCCGUGGCGCCGGAUGGAUGCCUCAGAGCGGGGCCGCCUGCUGAACCGCCUGGCCGACCUCGUGGAGCGGGAUCGCGUCUACCUGGCCUCACUGGAGACUUUGGACAACGGGAAGCCUUUCCAGGAGUCCUACGCCUUGGACCUGGAUGAGGUCAUCAAGGUGUACCGGUACUUUGCUGGCUGGGCCGACAAGUGGCACGGCAAGACCAUCCCCAUGGAUGGCGAGCACUUCUGCUUCACCCGGCAUGAGCCGGUUGGUGUCUGUGGCCAGAUAAUCCCCUGGAACUUCCCCUUGGUCAUGCAGGGCUGGAAGCUCGCCCCGGCGCUCGCCACCGGCAACACCGUGGUCAUGAAAGUGGCAGAGCAGACCCCCCUUUCCGCCCUGUACCUGGCCUCCCUCAUCAAAGAGGCGGGCUUUCCCCCGGGGGUGGUCAACGUCGUCACCGGCUACGGCCCCACGGCGGGUGCAGCCAUCGCCCGGCACAUGGAUAUCGACAAAGUUGCCUUCACCGGCUCUACGGAGGUGGGCCACCUGAUCCAGAAGGCGGCCGGCGACUCCAACCUGAAGAGGGUCACCCUGGAGCUGGGUGGGAAGAGCCCCAGCGUCGUGUUGGCCGACGCUGACAUGGAGCACGCCGUGGCGCAGUGCCACGAAGCCCUGUUCUUCAACAUGGGCCAGUGCUGCUGUGCCGGCUCCCGGACCUUCGUCCAAGAAUCCAUCUAUGAUGAAUUUCUGGAGCGAACCGUGGAGAAGGCUAAGCAGAGAAGAGUCGGGAACCCCUUUGAGCUGGACACCCAGCAGGGGCCCCAGGUGGACAAGGAGCAGUUUGAACGAAUCCUGAACUACAUCCGGCUCGGCCAGAAGGAGGGGGCCAAACUGCUGUGCGGCGGGGAGCGUUUUGGGGAUCGCGGUUUUUUCAUCAAGCCCACGGUCUUUGGUGAUGUGCAGGAUGACAUGAAGAUCGCCAGAGAGGAGAUCUUCGGGCCCGUGCAGCCCUUAUUUAAAUUCAAGAAGAUAGAGGAGGUGAUCGAGAGGGCCAACAACACCAGGUACGGCUUGGCUGCUGCCGUGUUCACCCAGGACCUGGACAAGGCCAUGUACUUCACGCAGGCGCUCCAGGCUGGCACUGUGUGGGUAAACACCUACAACAUUGUCACCUGCCACACGCCCUUCGGAGGGUUUAAGGAAUCUGGCAAUGGGCGGGAGCUGGGGGAGGAUGGGCUUAAGGCUUACACGGAGGUGAAGACAGUUACUAUCAAGAUUCCGCAAAAGAACUCGUAAGAGAGGCUACCACAGGGACCACCCCCUCCAGUCCACAGGUUCCAUGAUCACCUAGACCAUGGCUGCCAAAUAGUUUUUUUUGCCUCAGGCCCCACUUUAUUUGCUCCAUAUGAACUCUAAUAGGGAAGCUCAACAAAUAAAACAAUUAAAAUGAGAAUUGCUCUUGGUAAAGCAGGGCCGGGGACCAGACCUGGAGUCCUAUCCAAUAGCUCCUCAGCCCCAGCCACCUUGGUGGCCCGGAGUUAUUUCCAUGAAAUCUUGGGAGUGUCUGGAAAAUAGAUGUGAAACUACUGACCUGGGCAGUGGCUUUUAGUUCUUGCUUCUGAUCCGAGGACUUCCCAAUGGAUUAACCUAAUGGCUUAGUAGAUGGACUCAGUUCAGAUGUAGGAUUUGAAAGCAUUAGGAGUGUCAAACUAGGUGGGUGCCAAAUCUUGGCCCCAUUUUUCAAUGACUUAACCUAAAAAAUCAAGAAUGCUUUUCCUUUUUCGUAAGUACCAGUUGCUGGCUAUUUUGCUUGCUUACCCUUCAUUUUGCUGCUGAUUUUCUUUAAUUUGAGGGAGAAGUGAGCAAAGAAUGCAUUUAUAUAAACCAUUCCUUUAAAAUAAAUAACCCAAGUGUCCAUCAGCUAGUGAGUGGAUAAAUAAAAUGUUUCCAUGGAAUAUUCCUUGUGCCAUUCAGCCAUAAAAAAAGGAAUGAAGUACUGACAUUCAUUAUAGAAUGGAUGAACCUUGAAACCAUUAGGCGGAAUGAAAGAAGCCAGACAUACAUACAAGGCCACAUAUUGUAUGAUUCCAUUUACAUGAAAUGUCCAGGAUAGACAAAUCCAGAGACAAAAAAGUAUAUGAGUGAUUGCCAGGUGUUGCGGGAGGAGGGAAUGGGGAGUAAUUGCUAAUGGGUAUAGGAUUUCUUUUUGGGAAGUUUCGAAGGGUUCUGAAAAUGGAUAGUAGUGAUGGUCGCACAACUUUGUGAAUAUACUAAAAAGUACUGAAUUGCACAGUGAUUCACAUAAAAGGAUGAUUUUUAUGAUAUGUGAAUUAAUUUCAAUUAAAAAUCAAAUAAAAGAUAUUCAUAUGUUGUUUGCCAA